AUGAAGUCCAGUAUUUGGGCAAAUUUCUGGGCGAAGCUCAAGACAUUUGGUCUGGAUCAUAAUGACUUUCCCACCAUGAUGGAAAAUGUUGCUCUUCUUUUGAGAAUUAUGACUAUUAAUAUCUACAAAAAUUCUGUUGAACGUAUUCAUUUGUUCUUCUACAUAAUAACAUUAAUCGCGGGCGUAAGUUACUUCUAUACUUACAUUGUCUCCAUGUUCUGGAUGGUGUUCUUCCGCUACGGUCGAUCGGAUAUACAAGCGACAGCUAUAGCUAUUGCCUUUAGCACCUGCAGCGUCACUUGUAUCACGAACAAAGAAUUGAGGAACACUGUCCAUAAAUUUUUAAAAUGCGAUUCUCAAGUCAUACCCAACACAAGAUUUGCUAAGAAUCUGCGUAAGGAGCUUCGAGUUGUCAAGAAACGGGCGGCAGCUAUUUGGGUAUUUCUCGUCUCUGAUGGUGGCAUUUUCAUGGUAAUACCAUUUAUCGUUCCUGGAAGGCACUUUACCGUCGAAGUCUACCUACUUUAUGGUUUAGAACCCAUGCUGGAGACACCCAAUUACGAAAUAGCAAUUUGCAUCACGACUUUAAGUGUUGGGUUUGCCGUUUACAUAAUGGUCAGUGUGGCGGUAUACGUCAUAGUUAUCGUUGGAUACAAUGAAGCACAAUUAAAUGCUCUCAGCGAAGAACUAAAUAACGUAUGGGAUGAUAGUAAAAACUUCUACAAUCACGUUAAGCAUAGAGUAACCGAUAAAGUACACGCUGUAUACAUCCAAAAGCAAAUAAUGAAUGAAUUCAUAAGAAUCCGUCUGAGAGAUAUCAUAAAGUUUCACAUUGCAAAUAUUAAUCUUCUACACGAAUUGGAUGAAGAGUUUGGACCCACACUAGCAGUUGAAUACAGUAUUAUGGCAAUUUCUAUGAUAGCUGGACUACUUGGUGGAUUAGAAAAUACGUAUCUUCAACUGCCAUAUGCAAUUGUCCAAAUAUUUAUGGACUGUCUGGCUGGACAGCGAUUGAUGGAUGCUUGUGAUAAUUUUGAGAAAUCCGUUUAUUCUUGUCAAUGGGAAAACUUCAACGUAAGCAAUCAGAGAACUAUACGCUUGAUGUUGAUGAUGUCACAGAAAACUCUGAUGCUAUCAGCCGGUGGAGUCGCUAAGUUGAAUUUUAAUUGCUUGAUGAUUAUAUUUAAGUCGACUUAUUCGACAUAUACGACAUUAAAAUCAACGGUGAAGUAA
Molecule: messenger RNA, 1233 nt
Organism: Vanessa atalanta (red admiral)
Lineage: Eukaryota; Metazoa; Arthropoda; Insecta; Lepidoptera; Nymphalidae
Exons: 4
Coding region: 1-1233 (410 amino acids)
Biological process (GO): sensory perception of smell; detection of chemical stimulus involved in sensory perception of smell
Cellular component (GO): plasma membrane
Molecular function (GO): odorant binding; olfactory receptor activity
Source: RefSeq, a predicted model, not a curated record